AAGUUAAACCUGCUGGUAAGAAAAAAAAACUAUUGAUAACGGUAAGUAAAAAUCGUUACAGGGUUAUUCAAGACUCAUUAUUACGUCACUACUAGUUGAAGUUGAUAAAGUUGUUUGUAGUUAUGUAAAGGUGUCCAAGUUCCCAAAGCUUCACAAAUGGCAACAUAACCUGACAAGUAAUUAACAAGUCUAAGCCACGUAAUGCACCUUGCAUGCCUACCACGUCCCCUUUUCCUUCCUCUAUAUCAUUUCCAAUUCACUCUCAUCUCUUCCAACACAACAGUAAUGGCUUCGGCGGACAAGUCACCGGACCCCACACCACUGGGGCAAUCCAUGAGUGUGGGGCAGCACAUGCUAGACAAGGGCGCCAUGAUGCUUCAGUCCCUCAAACCCGUGAAACAGUUCAGCCAGCAUGUUUGCUCCUUCGCCAUCUACAGCCACGACAUGUCUCGCCAGAUCGAGACUCACCACUACUGCUCCCGCCUCAACCAGGACUUCCUCCAGUGCGCUGUCUACGACUCCGACGACGCCAAUGCCCGCCUCCUUGGUGUGGAGUACAUCGUUUCUGAUAGGAUCUUUGAAGAUCUGCCUGACGAGGAGAAGAAGCUUUGGCACUCUCAUGCUUAUGAGGUCAAGAUGGGUCUAUUAAUAAGCCCAAGAGUUCCAGAGAUGAUUGCCAUGCCUGAGCUUGAAAACCUUGCUAAAUCCUAUGGAAAAUUCUGGUGUACUUGGCAGGCCGACAGAGGAGAUAGGGUUCCACUGGGUGCACCAGCACUAAUGAUGUCACUACAAGGGGUGAAGCCUGGGCUGGUGAGGCCAGAUCUGGUGCAUCAGAGGGAUGCAAAGUAUCAUAUUGCCUCAGACAGCUAUAAGACCUCAAGGCUUGAGAUUCCUGAGCCUGAGAUGAUUAGCCCUUUCGCUGAUUAUUGGAAGCAGCAUGGCAAAGGGUUUGCCAUUGACAUUGUGGAUAGUGAGAUGAUACUCAGGGCACCUUUUCCUUGAACAAUGUUUCUAUAUAUGUAUGAGAUCUUGAUGAGGGAACAAAUCUAAAGUGAUGAAAUGUAAUAGUGGAUUGUCUCAAGUGUUUAGCUGUUAUCUGAGAGCUUGUCAAUUAAUAAUUGCGUGUGAGUGAGUGAGUUGGGUUCUGUUCAUGUAAAAUGAAUUUGUUGUAUUGAUUCCUCAUAUGACACCUGAAUCCUCAUAGUUUAUCCGUCAAUCAGCACUAUAUACAAAAUAUAUAUCUGAAUGAUUUUAAUUCUAGUAUACUUUGUGGACUAUUUAAUAUGAACAACUCAGAAGUUAGGAAGUGGUUAGAGUGAAGAGAGAAAUGAACCAAACAGAGAACUUGCUAUUGCUUAUUCAAUAGAAUAGAAUGAGAGAUCACAUAUUGCUUUAGUUAGUUACAAUUAAUAGUAUAAAUAGCUAG
Arachis stenosperma is the source of this 1426-nucleotide messenger RNA. RefSeq names its product oil body-associated protein 2C-like. Lineage: Eukaryota; Viridiplantae; Streptophyta; Magnoliopsida; Fabales; Fabaceae. The coding region runs from base 202 to 1002 and encodes 266 amino acids. The record is from RefSeq and is a predicted model, not a curated record. The transcript has 4 exons.